AUGGACGAUAUCUUAAAAUCUGUGAUUGAGGUUUUAUAUGACAUUCCCAGGGAAACACACCCUCUGAGAAAUGGAGAGAUGCGUACCCUAGAAGCCAAGUCGUUGGAGUUGGCAAAUGAGCUCUCUAAAUACAGGAUUUAUGUAGCAUAUGUUCAAGAGACUAGGUGGAAGGGGCAAAAAGCAAAAGGCAUAAAGGGAUAUAAGUUGUGGUAUGCAGGUUUGGACGGCAAACGUAAUGGGGUUGUCAUCCUAGUGUCUAAUGAUAUCCUUAAGCAAUUGGUUGAAGUAAGGAGGUGUAGUGACAGGAUUAUGCUAGUUAGGAUAGUAGUGAGGGAAGAGAUCAUAUCCAUUAUCAACUCUAACGGACAUAUAGGCAGAGAUGCAGGCAACUAUAACUCAGUACAUGGAGGGUUUGGUUUAGGAGCAAGGAAUGAGAGUGGGGAGAAUUUGCUGGAGUUUGCGCUAGCAAAAGAAUUGGUUAUAGAAAACUCGAUCUUUAGAAAGAAAGAUGAGCAUUUGAUCACAUAUAAGAACGGUGGGCAUGCAACCCAAAUCGACUAUAUCUUAGUGCGCAAGGGAGAUCGGGCCUCAUGCUUGGAUUGUAAGGUGGUGUUGGGUACAGAGAUGCCCACCCAACACAGGCUUUUAGUACUGGUUUUCAGGAUGAGGAAGAAAAUCGUAGAGAAGAAGGUCGAGUCCACAGGAAAGAUCAUGUGGGGGAGACUCCAAGGGGAUAUGGUCACAACCCUGUCAAGCAAGAUAAGUUUAUUCGGCUUCCCAAGUCAAUCAGAGGAUGCGAAUGAAAUAUGGAUGAACAUGGCAAAAACCAUUAGAAAAGUGGCAAAAAGAGACCUUGGGGGUGUCGUCGAGUAA
Messenger RNA from Amaranthus tricolor (Joseph's coat), 873 nucleotides. RefSeq lists its product as uncharacterized. Gene Ontology annotation, cellular component: nucleus. Gene Ontology annotation, biological process: chromatin remodeling. The transcript is spliced from 4 exons. Bases 1 to 873 code for a protein of 290 amino acids. Lineage: Eukaryota; Viridiplantae; Streptophyta; Magnoliopsida; Caryophyllales; Amaranthaceae. The record is from RefSeq and is a predicted model, not a curated record.